GACUCACCCUCGACCGAGUGCUGCUUCAGCCCAAGAUCCAAGAUGUUCAAAAAGCUCCUCAUCGCUGCUACUCUCGCCGCCACCGUUGCGGCCCACGCUACCUUCCAGGAGCUAUGGAUCAACGGCGUUGACCAGGGUUCCUCCUGUGUCCGGCUCCCACAGAGCAACUCGCCGGUUACCAGUGUCACCACCACUGAUAUUGCCUGCAAUGCCAGUCCUCACAGCAGCGAUGGUGUCUGCUCGGUCCUGCCCGGUGAUCAGGUCACUGUCGAAAUGCACCAGCAACCAAACGAUCGCUCAUGCGCGAACGAGGCUAUCGGUGGAGAUCACUAUGGCCCCAUCAACAUCUACAUGGCCAAGGUCGAUGACGCGACGACUGCGGUUGGCUCUGACGCGGCGUGGUUCAAGGUGUCCGAGAUGGGUCUCCCUUCAAGCAACCCUGACUACUGGGCCACUGAGGUAUUGAACGACAACUGUGGUCACUUCACCUUCACGGUUCCUUCCGACAUCGCGCCUGGUAACUACCUCAUCCGUGCCGAGGUCAUCGCUCUCCACGUCGCCAGCAGCGUUGGUGGUGCUCAGUUUUACAUGUCCUGCUACCAAGUCAGCGUCGGCGGUUCCGGCUCUGCCAGUCCCCCAACCGUCAGUUUCCCCGGCGCGUACAGCGCAGAGGACCCCGGCAUCCUCAUCAACAUCUACACCCAACUUAACAGCUACGAUAUCCCCGGACCGGCUCCCUACGGGACGACCUCGCCGACCGUCGCGGCUACUCCCUGGCCCACGACCGCUACGUGGAACACGGCUCUCCAGCCGUCCACCGUGCCUACUCAGGUUCCUGGGGGCGGUGCUGCCCCAACCUCUCCGGCGUCGCCGUCUAAGCCGUCCACCACGCCCGUCACCACUCCCGCCACCACGCCUGUCACGACGUCGAGGCCGUCCACUACGCCUGUGUCCGCACCCUCGCCUUCUCCGACCGGACAGACCGCUUCGCUCUACGGACAGUGUGGCGGUAUCGGCUGGACAGGCCCAACGGUCUGCGCAUCUGGAACCUGCGUGGCGACAAAUAGCUACUACUCUCAGUGCGUCCCGUCUUGAAGUGACCAAGAUGUCAGAGUAGGGAGGGCAAGGAAAAGCGUCCGUGCUGAGUCGAUAUACACUACGUUGUACGCAUUGCUGCAGGUGCACCAUGCUUUCUCAGGUCAUGAAUGGAAUGCGGGCAAGAC
Messenger RNA from Dichomitus squalens LYAD-421 SS1, 1223 nucleotides. RefSeq lists its product as uncharacterized. Gene Ontology annotation, biological process: carbohydrate metabolic process. The transcript is spliced from 13 exons. Gene Ontology annotation, molecular function: cellulose binding. Gene Ontology annotation, cellular component: extracellular region. NCBI's taxonomy places the organism in Eukaryota, Fungi, Basidiomycota, Agaricomycetes, Polyporales, Polyporaceae. The record is from RefSeq and is a predicted model, not a curated record. The coding region runs from base 43 to 1095 and encodes 350 amino acids.